This is a messenger RNA of Neurospora tetrasperma FGSC 2508, 3146 nucleotides long. RefSeq lists its product as uncharacterized. Gene Ontology annotation, molecular function: GTPase activator activity; syntaxin binding; myosin II binding. The coding region runs from base 1 to 3000 and encodes 999 amino acids. Gene Ontology annotation, cellular component: plasma membrane; cytoplasm. The transcript has 2 exons. Lineage: Eukaryota; Fungi; Ascomycota; Sordariomycetes; Sordariales; Sordariaceae. Gene Ontology annotation, biological process: establishment of cell polarity; regulation of exocytosis; regulation of protein secretion. The record is from RefSeq and is a predicted model, not a curated record.
AUGGCCUCCUUCAUCCGCGCAAAACAGGCGGGCGUCCAGACGGACCUGUCGCAGAACAUCCAGCCCAUGCACUUUAUGCCCGACGAACAAGCUCGCUACGGCAUCAACUCCCAGAUCAGCUGUCUUGCCUACGACCCCGUCCAGUCUCUACUGGCAGUCGGCACCAACGAGUCCAAGUUCGGCCCGGGAAAAAUCUACGUCUUCGGCCAACGCCGUGUCCACAAGUUUUUCUGCCCACCGCGCCCAUCGUCCAUCCGAGAGCUACGCUUCGUCGCCAACCGCCUCAUCAGCCUCGAUAGCAAGAACGAGCUGGCGAUAUGGGACCUCGACACGGGCAACCAGGUUGCCAAAUACGUAUACUCGGGCGUCGUGUGCCUGGUGACAGACCCCAUGCUGGACUGGGCCUUUGUCGGGUUACAGAGUGGUGAUAUUGCAGCCUACGACCUCGACCGCGAACGCCCCUCGACCUUUCGCAUUCCCAACUUUUGGCGCGAGCGAGACCCCAACCCGACCGCAGGCAGACUUGUGUCGAUGCAACUACACCCCAGGGAUAUCGGCAAGAUCUUGAUUGCCUACACAAAUGGAGCCGUCAUCUACUCGUUCAAGCAAAACAUUGUCCAGAAAUACUUUGAAUACGAGCUGCCGCCUGAUGCUCCCGGCGGAGACGGCCACGGAAUCCACAUGGCCCGGAAACCAAAGAUCACCCAUGCCGUUUGGCACCCCACUGGCACCUUCAUUCUGACUGCGCACGAAGACGGCAGCCUCGCCAUCUGGGACACCAAAGAAGGCCGUCUCGUCACGGCCAGGUCACUAUACCGCACCCGAGUCAACGAGCCCACCUCCAACCCACCCAGACCCAUGCGCCUCGCUCCCUUCGUCCGUAUCUCGUGGUGCUGCCAAACCGAUCCCGACAACACCGGUCUUCUGAUUGCUGGCGGCCACAACAUCGACGAUCCCACCGCAAGCAACCUCACUUUCCUCGAACUCGGUCCCACCCCGAUCUAUGCCACCUCCUCGUGGGAAGUUCUUGCUGCUCACUUCGAUGGCAAGCGCUCUCUCCCCAUCUCCACUCCCCCGGGAGCAAGCGUGGUCAACUACGUUCUCAUCCCGCGCUCAUCUCCCUACUUUAACGGCGCUCAGGACCCCAUCGCUGUUUUGGUCCAGCUUUCCUCGGGGGAACUCAUCACCUUGACCUUCCCCUCUGGUUUCCCCAUCUCUCCAACCAAUAUGCUGCACCCCAGUCUCUCGUUUGUCCAUCCGUUUGUUCAAACAGUAGCUGUAUCGACAGUGCCAAGAGCACGCUGGCUGGGCAUGGCGGAGAAGAGGAGCUUGGGAGAGCAGAUCCUCAGAGGAGGAGUGGAGUACAGUCACAGAACGAGAAAGGAGCAGAGGAAUAUCGUCCAAGUUCUCCACGCCGAUAACAUCAUCCGCUUGUGGGACGUUGGCCGCGGAGACGAGAUUGAGAAUGCCAUGCAGUGUCAAGUGGACGUUGCCAGGUCGCUCAACCGAUUCGAGGGCGGUGUGGAAACGACGGCUAUGCACAUGGCGCAAGAGACGGGAGAGUUCGCGGCUGGCACAAAGACGGGAGAGGUGAUUGUUUGGCGGUGGGGAAUCAACAAGAACUUUGGCAAGGAGGAGCCCAGAGCCGAGGAAUGUGAAAGGGGAGGCUUGAUGGAUAUUUCCUCCAGGGCGGAACCGAGUUUGAAGGAAGGACUGCAGCCGUUUGUCAUGCAUAACAUGGCUCAGGGGAGGGUGACGGUGGUGGCGGUGUCGGAUGUAGGCUUUGUGGCUGCUGGCUCCGAGGGCGGACAUCUCUCUAUCAUUGACCUGCGAGGGCCAAAGGUUAUCUACCAUGGCUCUGUCACGGAAUGGUCCAAGGGCGAGAAGAGGGGGCUGUUUAAGCAUUCGUCUAGCUCCAGUCACGGGGGCAAGCCCGAGUGGCCGACAGUCAUUGAGUUUGGAGUCAUGACGCUCGAAGGCGAGAACUAUUCGAGUAUCUGCUGCUUCGUGGGAACGAAUAUGGGGAGGGUGGCUACUUUCAAGUUGCUGCCUUCUGGCCAGGGGUAUUCGGUCCAGCUGGCCGGUGUUGCGAACAUGGACGAUAAGGUGGUGGCUAUUUGUCCUAUUGAGGUGCAGACGGGGCGGGAAGCCGGUGCUACAGGGCCCAUUGUUGCUGGGUUGAGAGAGGGCAAACAGGUUGAUGGUGUUUUGGUUGCUGUCACCCAAACUGAAUCCAAAAUCUUCCGCCCACCCCACGCCCGCGGCGCCUCCAAAUCUUUUGACUCCGGCAUCCUCUGUGACGCCGCUGCCGUGACGCCCGCCGACACCUCCAUGUCGUCUCACGGCUACGCCCUCGUUGCUGUCUUCAACGACCGAACCCUCCGUUCUUACACCCUCCCGGGACUGCGCGAGAUCGCCAAGCAUCCGUUGCCCAUGCUCGACCCUCUACGCACCAUAUCAACCGUCAUUUCCAAAACCGGUGACGUCCUCGGUUUCACCGGCCCCUCCGAAAUCACCGUCCUCCCAGUCUGGGGAGGCAGCGGACGUGCUCUCGAGAACACGCUCGAUAACAUGAUCAACAUCGCCCAAGAGCUCCCACCUAGACCCACAAUCUCCAACGUCCAAUGGCUCUCCGGUACACAGUACAUCUCCCCCACAGAUCUCGACCUCCUCAUCGGCGGCCCCGACCGACCUCCUUCCAAGAGAAUGAUGGCAGCUACAGACGCAGAACGUAACGGCGCCGGAGUCUACAACCCUGCCGCCGCCGGUGCCGCGGGGUCAAGUACCGCAAGGUUGCAGGGACAGGUGAAAGAGACAGAAGGGUGGGGUGAUUACCUCACACGCCAGCUGAACGAGCGCACCGAGAAGUUGAAUAUCAUGGGCGAUAGCAUGGACAACUUGGCUAACACGACGAGUAAGUGGGCCGAGGACGUGGAUGGGUUCGUCAAAAAGCAAAAGAGGGAUUUGUUUUUGGGGGGGAUCAAGAAGAGUUUCUUUUGAGCGUGUCAUAUGUGGAUUGGGAUUUUUGGUGCUUUUAACUGGAGUUGGGAGUCAGCGCUUGGGAUAGAUAGACCUUGGUGGUCUGUCAUCACUUUGGGCAGAUCUUAGUGUUGUUUUAAGUGAAUGGCAUCUUUGUUGUUUCUCUU